AUGCCUUGUUCCAUUUCAUUUAUAUCUACAACAUUUAGUACUACAUCAUGUAUUAGUUGGAUGUUUGCUCAGUUACCCCAAAUAUUAGAGAAUUAUCGAAACAAAUCAGCUGAAGGAAUAUCACCGUCGUUUCUUAUACUUUGGUUUAUGGGAGACUUUCUAAGUUUCACGAGUUGUUUAAUAAACAUCGAUAUUGUAUUAGAUUUCCAAUUAUAUUUAAGUGUUUUUUUCUUAUGUAAUGAUGUGACUUUAUGUUUCCAAUAUUAUUACUACAAUAGUGUUUAUCCUAGGUUACAACAACAACAACAACAACAACUGCUGCUGCUGUAUGUGCUGUUGAACACCGAAAGAAGUGAUUAUUCCAAACUUACCAUGACGAACAAUGAAGAUAGAGAUAUAUCAAUAUAUCAAGCACAAGAUAUUCAACAAAUCAAACAUGCUAACUCAAAUCAAUCCACCAGUGAAGAUUGUAUCAACUCGACCCCCAGUAGUUACAAUUCAAUAAAUGACAAUGGCAAUGGGAAUAUAAUUAAAAAAUCCAUAGUUGGAGCCAUUUUAAAUACCAGUCACGCCGCUGCAUUACCUAUCACGACAGAAACAUUCUGUAAAAGAGACACAGACGGUAAUAGUACCAGUUCAGUUGGGUUGUAUCUUGCAUGGGGUUGUACAUUAGUUUAUUGUUUGUCAAGGUGUCCCCAAUUGUACAAAAAUUAUAAAAGAAAAUCAGUCAAUGGGAUAUCGCCAUUAUUAUUUGCAUCAGCAUUAAUGGGCAAUUUGACGUAUACAUUGUCAAUUUUGACCAGUUGUGAAUUUGCAUUUGGCUCAAAUAGACAAGGCUUUAUAUUGAAAGAAUUGCCCUAUAUUUUGGGGAGUGCCGGUACAAUUGUUUUCGAUAUUGCGUAUUUUUAUCAGAAAUAUUUGUAUCGUAACAAUGGUGGAAAUACAACCGCUAUGACAUUAGAAAGUUGGAGUGAUAUUGAAACGCGUAGGACUAACGAUAAUUAG
Molecule: messenger RNA, 1005 nt
Organism: Candida dubliniensis CD36
Lineage: Eukaryota; Fungi; Ascomycota; Pichiomycetes; Serinales; Debaryomycetaceae
Exons: 1
Coding region: 1-1005 (334 amino acids)
Source: RefSeq, a predicted model, not a curated record